Molecule: messenger RNA, 922 nt
Organism: Biomphalaria glabrata
Lineage: Eukaryota; Metazoa; Mollusca; Gastropoda; Planorbidae
Product: complement C1q-like protein 4
Exons: 4
Coding region: 289-801 (170 amino acids)
Molecular function (GO): protein binding
Source: RefSeq, a predicted model, not a curated record
GUCUGGUAGAUUGAAGCCUGCACUUCCUGUUUCUAUCCUUAGAUCAAAGUGCACAAACAAUUAGCCGACAUUUAUAUAUUGCUAAAUUAGUAAUAUACCUUUUGCUGUACAGAUACUGAAAACAUUCCACACAGACACACACAACAGGAGAUAUAUUAGUCCAAAAUAGUAAAUGUGUCCUUUUUCUCAAAGCUGAUAUUUUGAAUUGGCCAUACUAAGUUUCAUUUAGUUAUUAGUGUAAGCAGUGUGUUCGUGUGAUCGAGGACAGAGUGAACCAUUGAACCAAACAUGGUGGGACUACUUUUUGUUCUUCUGUUUGCGGCGGUCUACAACACCUAUGCACAAAUAGCUCCGAUGGCCCAAAUGGCCCAAAUGUCUGUUGGAUUCUCUGCAAUAUAUAACAGUCCGAGGCUACUGGAGCCAGGGGAAACAUUAAUCUAUAAUAAGGUCAUCACCAAUGUAGGCGGAGCUUACAACCCAUCGACUGGUAUCAUGACCUGUCCACUUUCAGGUCUUUACGUCAUCAACGUGGGCGGUCUCUCAACACCAGGAAACCUAAUGACUUUGAAUCUGUAUCACAAUGGAAAAUACCUCAUUACAGUACACGCCUACGAUGAGAGUGCGCAUUCCUCGGGAAGCAGAACUGUUGUCAUCGAGUGUCUCCGUGGCGAGACAGUCUACGUUGUGGUCACCCACCCGGUGCACAUGUACUCAGGAGAGACCAACAACUACGAGCACAACAUCUUCAGCGGCUUCAUGAUCAGCAGCACCAUGGAAAAUAUGGUCGCCCCCAUGCAGUGAGCGCGCACCCAGAGGGGCCUUCUGAAAGGGGUGAAACUGUGAAUAAAACUGUAAACACAGAAACUAAACUAGUUAUGUCCCAUUUUAAUGAAAGAAAAUAAAAUGAUGUUAAUGUCCUGUC